UAAACGCAACAAUGGGUCUAAUGUCAGGCUUCUAGUUGACAAUGAUUAACCUGCCAGCGCUCACCGAGAGGUUAAAGAGCAUUUCCAGGGCCGAGGAUUCACUCAGCGAGAAGGUUGUGAGCGGAGAAGAGGCUCGUCUGCAACUGAUCCAACCGCCGGCGGCCUGGCGUUUCCACAAGAAUGGACGAGUUUGUCGGUUUAAAUCCCAGAGAAGUUGUGCAGCGAGUGUCGGCCUCGCUGGGCUGCAGUCCAACAUCUGCACAAGUCGCUGCUUACUUUGACAAACACGACAAGCUGCGGCACCUCAGGGACCAAUUCCUGGUGCCUAAAAUUGCAGAUUUGCCUCCCUCUGAUCUGUCGUUGGUCGACGGCACCCAGGAAUGCAUCUACCUGGCAGGAAAUUCUCUUGGGCUUCAGCCCAAAAUGGCCCAAAAGUACCUGGAGGAGGAGCUGGAGAAGUGGGCCAAAAUGGGCGUCCACGGCCACACACUGGGCUCUCGUCCUUGGGCCUGGGCGGAGGAAAACAUCGAGGGGCUCAUGGCGAAUGUUGUCGGAGCUAAAACUGAAGAAGUGGCUCUGAUGAACGGCCUGACAGUGAAUUUACACCUUCUAAUGCUUGCUUUUUACAAACCCACCGCAGCUCGACAUAAAAUCCUCCUGGAGAACAAAGCUUUUCCCUCAGAUCACUACGCCGUCGAGUCUCAGAUCCGCCUACGAGGAUUCGACCCUCAGCAGAGCAUGUUGCUGCUGUCGCCCAGACCGGGAGAGGAAACUCUGAGAACUGAAGACAUCCUGGAGGUCAUUGAGAAGGAAGGCGACUCCAUCGCCAUGGUGAUGUUCAGCGGCGUUCAGUAUUACACCGGCCAGCUGUUCAACAUGGCCGCCAUCACUGAGGCUGGCCAGCGGAAGGGUUGUUACGUCGGAUUCGAUUGCGCCCACGCAGCAGGAAACGUCGAGUUGAAGCUGCACGACUGGGGCGUCGACUUCGCCUGCUGGUGCUCCUACAAGUAUAUAAACUCAGGUGCUGGGGGUCUCGCGGGAGCUUUUAUCCACGAGAAGCAUAAACAGACCAUCAAACCAGCGCUUACGGGAUGGUGGGGACACGACCUGAAAACUCGGUUCCAGAUGAGUAACGAGCUGGAGCUGCAGCCCGGAGUGAACGGCUUCAGACUGUCCAACCAGCCCAUACUGCUGGUCUGCCCCCUGCAGGCCAGUUUGGAGGUGUUCAACAUGACCAGCAUGCAGGCGCUGCGCAGGAAGUCCCUCCUACUGACCGGAUACCUGGAGUAUCUGAUCCAGCACUACUACAGCGAGGACCCGACCCGACCCCAGAAACCUCACGUCCGCAUCAUGACGCCUUCGGACCCUCAGCAGAGAGGCUGCCAGCUCUCGCUCUCCUUCUCCAUCCCAAUCAGGAGAGUCUUCCAGGAGCUGGAGAGGAGAGGAGUCGCUUGCGACAUGAGGGAGCCCAGUGUGCUGCGAAUCGUUCCGGUGCCGCUCUACAACUCCUUCAGCGACGUCCACCGCUUCAUCCAAACCCUGGGAGCAGCCCUCGCCGCCAGCAACCAAUGAGAGGAGAGCACUGAGUACCACCUGACUGUGACUCCUGCAGACAGAGAAGAUUUUCAGCUCUUCAUGUUCCACAUAAAGACAGUAUAUUAAUGGUGAUAUCUUGGAAAGUUCACCUUCUGCCUCACUGAGCCUCCGAAACCUCAUUGUCUUCAACGAUUGUUUUUAUUUUUGUCUGCUGCAAAUAUUCCACAUGAAUUGGCUGAAAUAAAGCAUUUAUUCUCCACCGGUUUACAGUCAAGCUGAAAACACUUCAGGGUGGUUGGAGAACUCAAACGUUUCCUUUGUCUUCUUUCAAGACUUUUUUUUUCUUUGGCUCCUUUAAAUCAAAAGACAGUCUUAUAAUUAUAAAAUCUAGAUGAGAAUUAAAUCUUAGUUUAACCCAAAUGUCCUUCAAAUAGACUAAGUUUAUGUUGCCUCAAUAUUAAAUUAGUAAUUUAUGAUUGAAAAACAGGAUAUUUUUAUUGGACAGCUCUAGUUACUACAUAUAUAUCUAGAAGAUUUAAGCUGCUGAUAUGCAUCACUACAGUAUACAACACUGAUUUUAUUAUUUUUGAGGUGGUGCAGCUUUUUCUCUGUAGUAAAUCAAGUUACUAAUUAAUGGAUUAACCUAUAAACUAACAAGCACUUGGAGCUGGGGCGUUCAGGAAUCGACCAGAAUUAACAUUUGUCAUCUUUUUGUGGUUAGGUGAGAAUAAAUAAAUGAAGGACGGCUGGUAUUGUCUUUCCUGGGCUUACUGAUGCUUAAAGUGACUGUACUGUAAAAUAAAACAAUAAAAACAAAGACAGACUGAU
Acanthochromis polyacanthus (spiny chromis) is the source of this 2364-nucleotide messenger RNA. It is a transcript of the gene kynu, whose product is annotated as kynureninase. Gene Ontology annotation, biological process: NAD+ biosynthetic process. The transcript has 14 exons. Gene Ontology annotation, molecular function: kynureninase activity; pyridoxal phosphate binding. NCBI's taxonomy places the organism in Eukaryota, Metazoa, Chordata, Actinopteri, Pomacentridae. Gene Ontology annotation, cellular component: cytoplasm. Bases 181 to 1572 code for a protein of 463 amino acids. The record is from RefSeq and is a predicted model, not a curated record.